AUGAAGCUCUUUGUCGGCCUCGUCUCGGUAGCUGCCGCCAUCACCACUAUCCAUGCGACCGGUCUCGCGAGUGGCUCCAAGCCGUCUUGUGACUUCAGCUGUCUUUCCGUGAUGGAGCCUGUGGUCGACGAGAAUGGCAUUGAAUAUACCAAUUCUUGCGAGAUGGCGAUGGCCAAGUGCCUGAACGGACAAAACGAGGGGAAGAAGGAGAAGGAGGGGGACGAGGGGAAGAAGGAGAACGAGGGGGACGAGGGGAAGAAGGAGAACGAGGGGAAGAAGGAGAACGAGGGGAAGAAGGAGAACGAGGGGAAGAAGGAGAACGAGGGGAAGAAGGAGAACGAGGGGAAGAAGGAGAACGAGGGGAAGAAGGAGAACGAGGGGAAGAAGGAGAACGAGGGGAAGGAGGGGAACGAGGGGAAGAAGGAGAACAAGGGGAAGGAGGGGAAGGAGGGGAAGGAGGAUGAAGACGAAUCUGACUCUAGCGAACAUAAGGGUAGCUCGGCAUCGGUCAAGGACAAAGAUGGCGAUGAAUCUGACUCGAGUGAGGAAAAUGGCAGCUCGUCAGCGACAAAGAAGCAUGCAAAGGACAAGGGCGAUGCGCCAAAAGACGGUGGCUCUGCUAACGACAAGCCGAAGGCGCGCUGUCCCAACGUCUCGUGCCCUGCUGUGUACAAUCCCGUGUACGACGAAGACGGUACGGAGUACCCGAACAAGUGCACCAUGGAUGAUGCGAAGUGCGUAGGACCUAGAGAAGACGUCUUGGAGGAGUACGAGAGGCUCUACGGUAAGAAAUUUGGAGAAGGCCGUGAAGGCAUCACAGCUUCUGUUCAGAAGAGGCUGCGAUAG
Messenger RNA from Hyaloperonospora brassicae, 846 nucleotides. The record is from the annotation of a GenBank genome assembly. Lineage: Eukaryota; Oomycota; Peronosporomycetes; Peronosporales; Peronosporaceae.